AUGUUCCGGCGAAGCACGCAUUCCGGCAAGUUGCAUUGUACAUGGUACGAUGGAGGUGUGCAGUGCGGUGGCGGUGCUGCGGUGCUAUGGUGGUGUUGUGUUUUGGUUGUGUUGGGGAUUUUGGUGGUUCUUGUUGGUAGUGGGUGGUGCAGGUUCUUGUAUCUGGCUCUGAUGACAGAAGGAUCAUUCAAUGGGAUUGGGAAACUGGUCAUGUUAAACUCUCUUUUCAUUCGGGUCACCACCAUAAUGUAUUACAAGCAAAGUUCAUGCCUUACAAUGAGGACCGAAGCAUUGUUACCUACGCAUGGGUGCUGUUGGUGCAAUGCCUCUGGCGAUGGAGGCGGGUGA
Fraxinus pennsylvanica is the source of this 348-nucleotide messenger RNA. NCBI's taxonomy places the organism in Eukaryota, Viridiplantae, Streptophyta, Magnoliopsida, Lamiales, Oleaceae. The record is from the annotation of a GenBank genome assembly.